CUCGGGGCGCGCAGCCCAUGGAGUCGGGGCUGCUGCGACCGGCGCCGGUGAGCGAGGUCAUCGUCCUGCAUUACAACUACACGGGCAAGCUCCGCGGUGCCCGCUACCAGCCCGGCGCUGGCCUGCGCGCCGACGCCGUCGUGUGCCUGGCGGUGUGCGCCUUCAUCGUGCUCGAGAACUUGGCGGUGCUGUUAGUGCUCGGGCGCCACCCGCGCUUCCACGCGCCCAUGUUCCUGCUCCUGGGCAGCCUGACGCUGUCGGAUCUGCUGGCUGGAGCCGCCUACGCUGCCAACAUCCUGCUGUCGGGGCCGCUCACGCUGCGACUGUCGCCUGCGCUUUGGUUCGCGCGUGAGGGAGGCGUCUUCGUGGCGCUCGCCGCGUCCGUGCUGAGCCUCCUCGCCAUCGCGCUGGAGCGUCGCCUCACCAUGGCGCGCCGGGGGCCCGCGCCCGCAGCCAGUCGGGGGCGCACGCUGGCGCUGGCGGCUGCCGCCUGGGGAGUGUCGCUGCUCCUUGGGUUGCUGCCGGCGCUUGGCUGGAAUUGCCUGGGUCGUCUGGACGCCUGCUCCACGGUCCUGCCGCUCUACGCCAAGGCCUAUGUGCUCUUCUGCGUGCUCGCCUUCGUGGGCAUCCUGGCCGCCAUCUGUGCGCUCUACGCGCGCAUCUACUGCCAGGUGCGCGCCAACGCGCGGCGUCUGCGGGCGCGGCCGGGGGCCGGCGGGGGCACCUCCAUCCGGGCGCGCCGCACGCCACGCUCGCUGGCACUGCUGCGCACGCUCAGCGUCGUGCUCGCGGCCUUUGUGGCGUGCUGGGGCCCUCUCUUCCUGCUGCUGUUGCUCGACGUGGCGUGCCCCGCGCGCGCCUGUCCUGUGCUUCUGCAAGCCGACCCCUUCCUGGGCCUGGCCAUGGCCAACUCGCUUCUGAACCCCAUCAUCUACACGCUCACCAACCGCGACCUGCGCCACGCGCUCCUGCGCCUCGUCUGCUGCGGCCGCCACCCCUGCUGCCGAGGCCCGGGUAGCUCCCAGCGGUCCGGGAGCACGGCGGGAGCUUCGGGUGGCCUGCGCCACUGCCUGCCCCCGGGUCUGGACGGCAGCUCAGAGCGCUCGUCGCCCCAGCGCGAGGAGCUGGACACCAGCGGCUCCACCGGCAGCCCCAGCGCGCCCAAGGCCGCCCAGACCCUGGUACCCGAACCGGUGGCAGACUGAUGCCCACGCCCGCCUUUGUCUUUCUCGAGAG
Molecule: messenger RNA, 1236 nt
Organism: Propithecus coquereli (Coquerel's sifaka)
Lineage: Eukaryota; Metazoa; Chordata; Mammalia; Primates; Indriidae
Gene: S1PR5
Product: sphingosine-1-phosphate receptor 5
Exons: 1
Coding region: 18-1205 (395 amino acids)
Biological process (GO): G protein-coupled receptor signaling pathway
Cellular component (GO): membrane
Molecular function (GO): sphingosine-1-phosphate receptor activity
Source: RefSeq, a predicted model, not a curated record